This is a messenger RNA of Haliotis rubra (blacklip abalone), 6175 nucleotides long. Its product is annotated as tuberin-like. The coding region runs from base 148 to 5847 and encodes 1899 amino acids. NCBI's taxonomy places the organism in Eukaryota, Metazoa, Mollusca, Gastropoda, Lepetellida, Haliotidae. The transcript is spliced from 40 exons. The record is from RefSeq and is a predicted model, not a curated record. Gene Ontology annotation, molecular function: GTPase activator activity. Gene Ontology annotation, cellular component: TSC1-TSC2 complex; nucleus; cytoplasm. Gene Ontology annotation, biological process: negative regulation of phosphatidylinositol 3-kinase/protein kinase B signal transduction; negative regulation of TOR signaling; positive regulation of GTPase activity.
UUAUUAGAGACCCGUCACAUUUGUCAACUUCCGUACGCAACAGGUUGUGUUUUGGCGAGAAGGUUCAAGGCUGCAGGACCAAGAUUUUAACAUGAUUUUACAUUUUAGACUUCAUCCACUUAUGACGACAUCCAUGUUUCUGUAAAGAUGUCGAGACCGGAGUCUGAUCUCAAAGAAAGAUUGAAAAACCUCUUCAAAUUCAGCAGAGCUCCAUCAGCACCGUCGACAGCUCAUAGAACUCAAACCAAAGAUAUCGUCCUUACACCUGAUGUUUUGAGGGAGAUUUGUCCUGAGAGUCCUGCUAACAAUCGAAUCCGGACCAUCCGUGAUCUCAGUGACACAGUGAAGAAGAAGAGGUUGGAAGAGAAUGCAAUAGAGGCACUAUGGAAGAACAUAAGUGAUCUCCUUCAACCUCAAGUGACCACAGAAAGUCGGCAGGUUGCUUUGCACUUUCUGAAGUGUCUCUUGGAGGGACAGCUGCAGAAUCUUGGCAUCCUAAGAGGGCAUUUCUUCAAGGUCAUCGAAGCCUUGACAGGUCCUGAUGAUCUCUCACACAGGCUAGAUCUCUUCAGGGUUCUGAGUGAAAAUGGCAAGAAUCUACAUGAUUUUGAAGACGAGACUGGUCCUUUCCUGUUGAAGUGGAUGUCAGAGGUGAUAUCAGCUGGAUACAUCAGCAACUUCCUGUCUCUGCUCAUCAAUGUCAUCAAAUACAAUGCAGCCUACUUGUAUGAGGAUGAAGUGGCCGGUCUUGUCCAACAGACCUGUAUGAUUCCCAACAGCACUCGUCUUGAUGAAGAACAUAAUCUAAAGUUGUGUCUGGCUGUUCUUGAUUCGGUGGUCAGCUACAGCUAUCUACCCACCUCAGCUCUCUACCACUUUGUAGCUGCUCUGUGCCACAUGGUCAACAAACCCAAGUUCUGUGAUGACAGCUGGGAGCUUAUGCGGAAACUGCUGGGGACUCAUCUGGGGCACAGUGCAGUCUACACCAUGUGUUGUAUGCUACAGGACAGCAAGCUCCUGGCAGACUGCCUAUUGCUACGAGGAGCUGUGUUCUUUAUUGGCAUGGCUCUGUGGGGAGCUCACCGAGUCAGCAGCCUCAGGAACACCCCCACUUCAGUUCUUCCUUCAUUCAGACAGGUUUUAUCCACCUCGGACUGGCUUGUUGCCUAUGAAGUGACCAAGUCUGUGCAGAGACUUGUGAGAAAGUAUGGGAAGGAUCAACAGCAUAUCACCUGGGAUAUUCUGCUGGAUAUCAUUGAGAUCAUCCUAAAACAAUUGCACACAGCACAGCUGAAUGGUGCAGUUCCGGAUUCCGCCAUGCAGUGUCAGCUGGAGGUGCAUGAUGUCCUGUCUGCUGUGGAGGAACUACAUCGACAUGGACAUUUCCUUGGAUCUCCACACAGGUUCUUCACCAUCCUGGAACUGUGUUCUAAUAAGAGAUCGGAGUCAUCUGUUGAGAUGCUGAUGGAGUACCAGGCCCAGGCCAUACACCCAGGCAAGGAGCAGUGGAUGCAAAGUCUCAACCAUCUCAUGGACAAGUACUUCAGGCAAGAAAGCCGAACUGGUAUUCGCAAGAAAGCUCUGGAUAUCCUGUCCCAUGUACUCAGUAUCAACAAGCAUGUGUAUGAGAGUGACCUUAUUGAGCGGGUUGUAUUGCCACAUCUCGGUCACAUUGAGAUGGACCCUGACCCUGAUGUGAGGAAGGUGACUGUUGAGAUGUUGCUGGUGCUGGCGCAGGAUUGCAAGACAGGCGAGUUCCAGGACAUCAUGGCAGUUGUUGAGAAGGUGAUAAGGAAACCCUUGAGUACAUUCCCUGCUGGAGGUGAGAUGGAUGUGAGUCAGCCAGUGGACGAGGCUUUAGUGGUGGAUGUCAAAACAGCUGUCCUCAAACUGUGUGAUGUCUUCAAGCACCGAUUGUACAUAAUUCCAUCAAACUACUGUGUAAGGAUUUACCGCCACCUGAUUGCUCAUGUCAACACCCACUAUGUCCAUGGUUAUACUGGAUACUCAGCUUCUUGUAUUAGACAGGCGGUGAUGGAACUGCUCUUACAACUCCGGUCAGAUAGUUUCCACCGCAUCGGCUUCACAGAGGUUGGACAAGAUGGCCCAUGUCCAUUUAGCCCAUAUAUCACAUGUAAACAGAGGGAUGAUAUGGAAGAGGAGGCUCCAUCCAGCCCGGUUACCGCUGCUGGUGUGACUCCCAGCCCAUGGUACCAACCACCUGCCAUUUUACAGUACAGUGAAGCAUUCAAACUCUACAUCACCUGUUUACAGCAUGAGUUGGACUGGCAUGUCCUGAAGUGUGUUUUGGAAUAUCUGCCAUUAGUCCUUCAGAAUAAGACCCUAAUUCUCACCACAACAGACAACAUGGUGGCCACUCUCUGUCAUCGUCUUUGUGCCAUGGUAAAUGACAGAUCUUUGGGGUUCCUUGAAAAGCUGCAGAGAUUACCAUCGAAACUGACCCGAUCAGAUUUCCAUUCCUAUGUGUUUCCAGUGCUGGCCACCAUGGUCACCUACCAUGAUUACCUGGACAGAAAUGGACAGAAAGAGCUGUUAAAGUGCCUGGAGUUUGGCCUGGUGUCCAAGUGUGCCAAGACAUGUGUGAGUGCUUUGCGGAUCUCUGCCCUUGAGAUGCAGGAAGUGAUGAUGAGGUUGCUGCCCUCCGUGCUGCUGUCUCUCUCCAAGAUCUCUGCCACAAUGUCCAUGGCCAUUCCUGUCCUAGCUUUUCUAUCAAGCAUUGUCAGGCUGCCCAAUCUUUAUGCCAACUUUGUUGAAGACCAGUACAUGAGUGUAUUUGCCAUAGCUCUCCCCUACACAAACCCAUUCAAGUUCAGCCACUACACAGUGUCCCUGGCUCACCAUGUUAUCGCCAUCUGGUUUGUCCGUUGUCGCCUCCCAUUCAGGAAAGGAUUUGUCAAGUUCAUACACAAGGGCUUGAGGGCUAAUGUGCUGCAGCAGUUUGAGGAGAACUCUGUGCACAACCUCCAGAAUCAGGACAACAGGAAUCAGGACUCAACAAAUCGUAUCCGCAGUGGCUCAUACAGUGAAGGGGGACGGGUCAGACGCAGAAUGGUGUCUGGAUCUGCUGUGACAAAACGAGACCCACCACCUGUAGAUGAGAAAAUGACUCUCUUCCAUCGGGAACUAACUGAGACAUGCACUGAUGUCAUGGCCAGAUAUACUUUUGCCAACUUUGCAGCAGUACCACACAGGUCUCAGCUGGUACAGUUCUUACUCUCUGGAACACAGAAUCAAACAUGGCUGCUUGGUAACAAAAUCAUCACCAUAACAACAAGUGGGAGUGGCAUUAAGGCUGCCAAUGCCGGCGUAUGUGAGAAAUGUAUUAUGUUGUAUCAUGAAGCACAAGAAGCUAGAAAGCCGUUGGUGAAGAGAGAGCGUCGCAGACACAAGUCUGCUGCCUGUCUAAGCCGCAGUCAGAGUCAGGUGGAGCCUGCCUCCUCCCCUUGUGCUGAUGAUAGUGCUGUGCUUCAGACCAAGUGGUCACAUGAUGAUCUCAGUGUCACACGGGGCAGUGACGAUGUCGGAGUCCAAACUGGUAGCUCCCUGUCAGGGGACUCUCUGGACUCUUAUCUUUUUUGGCGUUUACUGGGUGUUCUGUCUGCGGGCAGAACAUUCCACGAGCCGAUAAGCACGAUAAGUGCUUGUGCUGCCUUGAGAAGACGCCUCGGCUUUUCCGGAGGGGGAGGGUUCGCUCCCAUUCCCCCUCUCGGUGCUGGCGCAGGGUCUGUUGAGGAUUCCUGGGGUUCCGUUCCCUGCGCUGCCCUGCCCCAUGAGAGCGGAGGAGUCGGUUCUGCCCGGUCUUCCUCCCGUGUCUCGGGACUGGGGUUCGAGUGGUGUGUCGGUUCCGGAGCGGGGAGUUCCUUCGGCUCUUCCCUUUCCUCGGUGUCUGGGGCUCGGCUUCCGACCGGGUCGGGGUUCGGAUCCUCUUCACGAGGAGACCUGGUUUCUGACUCGGGCUCGGGUGCCGAGUCUAUGGACGUUUGGGAGGUCGAGGAGCCGGAGGGCACUUUUCGCUUCUCGUCGGCUUACCGGACUUAUGAGGAAGUCUAUCGGAAUGCCAUGCAGCAGGUUCAAAAAGUGAGCCGGAAGAGAAGCCCUUCUGCCCCGAGUCUGCUUCCCUGUACCUGCUGGUGCAUUGGUUGGGCAGAAGUCAACAUCCGUGGGCCCAGUGGCAAUGUCUCAUGGGUCAUGAGGAUUGAGAAUGAGAUCAGCUCCAGUGCUGCAAGCCGUGAGGUUUCCUUACAGGACAUCACAAUGUUGUUUAAACCUAUGCCAGAGGAGUGGCAUGGCAACAAAAAAGGAGGCCGAAAAAUUGAUAGUGAGAGUCUUGGAGAAGAGGAAUAUGAAUCUCUCUACUCCAAACACUUCUCAGCUUACCUUGAUGACAGCAGCAUGUUGCAGCCUGCUGGAUCUCCACAGGAUGAAUUAGUUGCUGUUCCGGCAAGCCCAUCUUGUUCUGACCAUAGCCCCCUAGUGACAAGCAAUGAUCACUCCACAGAUGAGGCAGCUGACACAGGCAUGCACUUUCAGUCACCACACUCAAUACGGAAGACAAGUUCCUCUCCUUCUUUGUUUGGGUCCUACAGUGAGGAGUCAGGUUUCCCAGACCAAAUGAAUUAUGACAGACCCGUGGGAGGCACCGAGGUAGUGUUAGAGCACAAUGCAGAGGUGGCCUCAAGUCUCCAUACAGUGGGAAGAGCAGCUGAGGAGCAUGCAGGUGGGGUACCAACAGAAGGAACCAGCCUUAGAGAUGGCCAAACAGAUUCAUCUCCUCUAGAACUGAUAGAGGAGUAUGUAGCCAACAGUCAGGACUCACUGUUACAGUGGCAGCAGCAGGCAGCCAGCAGCUCCCAGGAUUCCUCGGUACAGGAUGAGGUUGCAGACCUACCACCUGUCAAAAAGAGAGGCCACACAAUUUCUGUCAUGUCCCCUGCCCAGGAUGUGAGACAGUUAGAAGACACUGAUCCAAAGGGGGGAAAGGCAGGCCGAAGCAAAGAAUUCCGAGGAGGCGUUAGUCCAAGUUUUGUAUUUCUGCAGCUGUUUCACAACCAUCCACUCUUCAGCGGAUCAGACACCCCAGUUCUCUUACCUCAAACUGAGACUAUCAACCGUGCACUGCGCAUGUUGGACCAUAUUCACCCAUAUGAAACUCACAAGAUCGGUGUGAUAUAUGUUGGCCCAAACCAGGUGACUGAUGAGAAAGGAAUUCUGUGCAAUCUGUUUGGUUCCCCGCGCUAUGCACGCUUUGUGCAAGGUCUUGGAGAGCUGAUACAUCUGCAGGACGUUGAUCCCGAUCGCAUCUAUGUGGGAGGUCUGGCACUGACUGGCAGCGAUGGACGGUUUGCCUACAGCUGGCAGGAUGAGUCAAUGCAAGUGAUUUUCCAUGUGGCUACUUUAAUGCCAAACAGAGAAUCUGAUCCUAACUGCAAUGCAAAGAAACUGCACAUCGGAAAUGACUUUGUGACGAUUGUGUACAAUGACAGUGGUGAAGACUACAAGAUGGGGACCAUCAAGGGCCAGUUUAAUUACGUAAACAUUGUCAUCCGUCCACUGGACUAUGAGAGCAAUGCAGUGACACUGCAGACUAAAGAAGAGCCAUAUGAGUUCAAGGGCCAAAUAUCUACAGAUAUUGCUGACAUCCUUGGUCACACAGACACCAAGAUAAUCUCUGACAGCAGCCUGGCAUUGCUGGUCCGACAGAUUGCCAUGCAUUGCAAUCUUGCAUCGAUGGUGCUUCAGCGACAACAAUCCCAGCCACAAGAUCCCUUUGCCUCAAACUGGUUGGAAAGGCUCAGACAAAUCAAGCGCCAUUCGACAAAAAGCUAGACUGGAGGAAAGAGGAGACAAUGAUGCUGUAUUAACUGAGGACACUGAACAGAAGACCUUCAGAGGACGAUCCUUCGUUGAGGACUUUACUGAUUAUGUGUAGUAAACAAGUUGAAUUGUGCACAUGAUGCAGCAGUGUGGGGCUUGACACAAGUAUUCCUACUGGUGUUUGCAUUGAGAAGAAACUGUUAGCUGUCUCGUAAACCAAGUUGCCUGCCAGUUGACACAUUAACUAUUUGCAUGGAAAUUUAUGGAGGUGAUUUAAAUAUUGUGUCUGAUGUACAUGAUAAUAUGGUCAGAACCAAAUCAUAAUAAACACUAAUACAAA